Molecule: messenger RNA, 6669 nt
Organism: Ceratotherium simum simum (southern white rhinoceros)
Lineage: Eukaryota; Metazoa; Chordata; Mammalia; Perissodactyla; Rhinocerotidae
Source: RefSeq, a predicted model, not a curated record
GGCGCAGCUGGUCCGAGGCGGCCGCGGCUCCAUGGGGCUCCUGGGGCUGCUGAGCCUGCUGCACUCGGCCUUCUUCGGGGAUCAGACGCUGCAGGAGCUGAAGAUGACGAGCUCCGUGGCACCCUACGAGCAGCUGGUGCGGCAGGUGGAGGCCUUGAAGGCCGAGAACAGUCACCUGAGGCAGGAGCUGCGGGACAACUCCAGCCACCUGUCCAAGCUGGAGACGGAGACGUCCGGCAUGAAGGAGGUCCUGAAGCACUUACAGGGCAAGCUGGAGCAGGAGGCCCGAGUGCUCGUGUCCUCGGGCCAGACGGAGGUGUUGGAGCAGCUGAAAGCCCUGCAGAUGGACAUCACCAGCCUGUACAACCUCAAGUUCCAGCCCCCCGCCCUGGGCCCCGAGCCCGCUGCUCGGACCCCUGAGGGAAGCCCAGUACAUGGCUCCGGGCCCUCCAAGGACAGCUUUGGGGAGCUGAGCCGGGCCACCAUCCGGCUGUUGGAGGAACUGGACCGGGAACGGUGCUUCCUGUUGAAUGAGAUUGAGAAGGAGGAGAAGGAGAAGCUAUGGUACUACUCGCAGCUGCAGGGCCUGUCCAAGCGCCUGGACGAGCUGCCGCACGUGGAGACGCAGUUCUCGAUGCAAAUGGACCUGAUCCGGCAGCAGCUGGAGUUCGAGGCCCAGCACAUCCGCUCGCUGAUGGAGGAGCGCUUCGGCACCUCGGACGAGAUGGUGCAGCGGGCGCAGAUCCGGGCUUCGCGCCUGGAGCAGAUCGACAAGGAGCUGCUGUCCGCGCAGGAUCGGGUGCAGCAGACGGAGCCCCAGGCCCUGCUUGCAGUGAAGUCGAUGCCAGUGGACGAGGACCACGAGACUGAAGUUCCCACGCACCCCGAGGACGGUGCCCCUCAGCCGGGCAACAGCAAGGUGGAGGUGGUCUUCUGGCUGCUGUCCAUGCUGGCGACGCGCGACCAGGAGGACACGGCGCGCACGCUGCUCGCCAUGUCCAGCUCUCCGGAGAGCUGCGUGGCCAUGCGCCGCUCGGGCUGCCUGCCGCUGCUGCUACAGAUCCUGCACGGCACUGAGGCCGGCGCUGGGGGUCGCAGCGGGAACCCCGGGGCGCCGGGAGCCAAGGACGCGCGCAUGCGCGCCAACGCGGCACUACACAACAUCGUCUUCUCGCAGCCCGACCAGGGCCUGGCGCGCAAGGAGAUGCGCGUCCUGCACGUCCUGGAGCAGAUCCGCGCCUACUGCGAGACCUGCUGGGACUGGCUGCAGGCCCGGGAUGGCGGGAGCGAGGGCGGCGGCGCCGGCGGCACCCCCGUCCCCAUCGAGCCGCAGAUCUGCCAGGCCACCUGUGCCGUGAUGAAGCUGUCCUUCGACGAGGAGUACCGCCGGGCCAUGAACGAGCUGGGCGGGCUGCAGGCAGUGGCGGAGUUACUGCAGGUCGAUUACGAGAUGCACAAGAUGACCCGGGACCCACUCAACCUCGCCCUGCGCCGAUACGCCGGCAUGACCCUCACCAACCUCACCUUUGGGGACGUCGCCAACAAGGCCACCCUGUGUGCCCGCCGGGGCUGCAUGGAGGCCAUCGUGGCCCAGCUGGCCUCUGAGAGCGAGGAGCUCCACCAGGUAGUGUCCAGCAUCCUGCGAAACCUGUCCUGGCGCGCUGACAUCAGCAGCAAGAAGGUGCUCAGAGAGGUCGGCAGCAUGACCGCUCUGAUGCGGUGCGUCCUGCGGGCCACCAAGGAGUCCACGCUGAAGAGCGUGCUCAGCGCGCUGUGGAACCUGUCGGCGCACAGCACAGAGAACAAGGCGGCCAUCUGCCAGGUGGAGGGCGCGCUGGGCUUCCUGGUGAGCACGCUGACCUACAAGUGCCAGAGCAACUCGCUGGCCAUCAUCGAGAGCGGCGGCGGCAUCCUGCGCAACGUGUCCAGCCUCAUCGCCACCCGCGAGGACUACAGGCAGGUGCUGCGGGACCACAACUGCCUGCAGACGCUGCUGCAGCACCUCACCUCGCACAGCCUGACCAUUGUGAGCAAUGCGUGCGGCACGCUCUGGAACCUGUCGGCCCGCAGCGCGCGCGACCAGGAGCUGCUGUGGGACCUGGGCGCCGUGGGCAUGCUGCGUAACCUGGUGCACUCCCGGCACAAGAUGAUCGCCAUGGGCAGCGCCGCCGCCCUGCGCAACCUGCUGGCCCACCGGCCCGCCAAGUACCAGGCGGCGGCCACCGCCGUGUCCCCGGGCGCCUGCGCGCCCAGCCUGGCCGUGCGCAAGCAACGGGCGCUGGAGGCCGAGCUGGACGCGCGGCACCUGGCCCAGGCGCUCGACCACCUGGAGAAGCGCGGCCUGCCCGAGGCUGAGGCCGCCAAGAAGCCGCUGCCGCCCCUGCGCCACCUGGACGGGCUGGCCCAGGACUACGCUUCUGACUCGGGCUGCUUCGAUGACGACGAUGCGCCCUCGCUGGCCGCCGUGGCCGCCACUGCCGAGCCAGCCAGCCCCGCCGUGCUGUCCCUCUUCCUGGGCAGCCCCUUCCUGCAGGGCCAGGCGCUGGCCCGCGCCCCGCCCGCCCGCCGCGGUGCCCCCGAGGCCGAGAAGGAGGCGGGUGGCGAGGCGGCCGUGGCGGCCAGGGCCAAGGCCAAGCUGGCGCUGGCAGUGGCGCGCAUCGACCGGCUGGUGGAGGACAUCUCGGCCCUGCACACCUCGUCCGACGACAGCUUCAGCCUCAGCUCCGGGGACCCCGGGCAAGAGGCGCCGAGGGAGGGCCGAGCCCAGUCCUGCUCGCCGUGCCGGGGGCCCGAGGCCGGGCGGCGGGAGGCGGGCAGGCGGGCUCACCCGCUGCUGCGGCUCAAGGCGGCCCACGCCAGCCUCUCCAAUGACAGCCUCAACAGCGGCAGCACUGGCGACGGGCACUGUCCCCGCGAGCGCGCCCGGCCCUGCCAGCUGGCCGCGCUGGCUGAGCACCGCGAGGGGCCCCUGGGCGGCCAUGCGCGGCCCAGCCGGCUUGACCUAAACCUGCUGGGGGGCCAGGCUGAGCCGGCAGCCCGGGACGCCGCGGCCACCGAUGCCCGCGUGCGCACCAUCAAGCUGUCGCCCACCUACCAGCACGUGCCACUGCUGGAGGGCACGGCCAGGGCAGGCUCGGGGCCCCCGGCGCCCGGGGCUCGGAAGCAGGCCUGGCUGCCCGAGGAGGCCCUGAGCAAGGUGCCGCAGAAGCUGGUAGCGGAGGCUGCGCCGCCCUGCCUGUCCCGCUGCAGCUCCCUGUCAUCGCUGUCCUCCGCCGGCCGCCCGGGCCCCAGUGAGGCCGGGGACCUGGACGACAGUGACUCUUCCCUGGAGGGGCUGGAGGAGGCGGGCCCCAGCGAGGCGGGGCUGGACGUGGCCUGGCGGGGGCCGGGGGCCGCCUCCCUGCCCAUGGCCAUUCCAGCCCCCCGGCGCGGCCGGGGCCUGGGGGUGGAGGACGCCACGCCGUCCAGCUCCUCGGAGAACUGCGUGCAGGAGACGCCGCUGGUGCUGAGCCGCUGCAGCUCGGUGAGCUCGCUGGGCAGCUUCGAGAGCCCGUCCAUCGCCAGCUCCAUCCCCAGCGACCCGUGCAGCGGGCUGGGCAGCGGCACGGUCAGCCCCAGCGAGCUGCCCGACAGCCCCGGGCAGACCAUGCCGCCGAGCCGCAGCAAGACGCCGCCGCCGGCCGCCGCGCCGCCGGGCGAGCGCGAGACCACGCCGUUCAGCCUGCAGUGGGAGAGCUACGUGAAGCGCUUCCUGGACAUCGCCGACUGCCGCGAGCGCUGCCGCCUGCCCUCUGAGCUGGAUGCGGGCAGCGUGCGCUUCACUGUGGAGAAGCCCGACGAGAACUUCUCCUGCGCCUCCAGCCUCAGCGCGCUCGCCCUGCACGAGCACUAUGUGCAGAAGGACGUGGAACUGCGGCUGCUGCCCCCCGCCUGCCCCGAGCGAGGCGGCGGCGGGGGUCCCGGCCUGCACUUCGCCGGGCACCGUCGGCGGGAUGACGCCAGCGGCCGCCGUGAGGGGCCGACGGCCACCGAGCAGGAGCUGGAGCUGCUUCGGGAGUGCCUGGGCGCGGCCGUGCCCGCCCGGCUCCGAAAGGUGGCCUCGGCGCGGGUGCCCGGCCGCCGCGCGCUGCCCGUGCCCGUCUACAUGCUGGUGCCCGCCCCGGCCCGCGAGGACGACUCGUGCACUGAGUCGGCUGAGGGCACGCCAGCCCACUUCUCCAGCAUGGCCUCGCUCAGCGAUGAGACGCUGCAGGGACCCCCCAAGGACCCGCCCGGCGGGCGCUCGGACGGGCAGAAGCCCGCAGGCCGAGUGGCUCCUGCCAGGCAGGCGGCCGGGCACCGGCAGAGGGCGGGGGGUCCAGGCCGGAGCUCAGACCAGGCCCUGGGGUCGGGCAGGAGCCGGGUGGGACUUGAGCUGCCCCUCCGCAGGCCCCCGAGUGCCCACGCAGACAGGGACGGCUCCCACCUGGGCCGGGCGCGUGCGGAUGGGGCGCUGCAGUCGCUCUGCCUCACGACGCCCACUGAGGAGGCCGUGUACUGCUUCUACGGCAACGACUCGGACGAGGAGCCGGCCACGAAGGUGCCACCCCCCCGGCGGGCGUCCGCUAUACCCCGGGCAGUGAAGAGGGAGCAUCUGGCCGGCAGGAAGGAGACGCAGGCCGCACCCAAGCCAGUGCCCAAGCCAGUGCCCAAGGCUGUGCCCAAGAUCGUGCCGCCCGCCCGGGCCCAGCCCAGCCUCAUCGCCGAUGAGACGCCGCCAUGCUACUCCCUGAGCUCCUCUGCGAGCUCCCUCAGCGAGCCCGAGCCCUUGGAGCCGGUGGCCGGCCCGCCCCGAGCCCAAGAGCCAGCCGUCACCAAGGACCCCGGGCCGGGCAGCGGGCUCACCGGCUCCCCCAGCCCGAGGGCCGAGGCGGAGCUGCUCCGGCGCUGCAUCGGCUCGGCCAUGCCCCGGCGCCGGCCCCAGGCACCGGCCCUGCGGCGUCGCAAGCCCCGAGCUGCCCGGCCAGACGAGCGGCCAACAGAGGGGCCCCGGGAGCGCGGCGAGGAGGCGGCGGGCUCGGACCACGCCUCGGACCUGGACAGCGUCGAGUGGCGCGCCAUCCAGGAGGGCGCCAACUCCAUCGUCACGUGGCUGCACCAGGCGGCGGUGGCCACCGGCGAGGCCUCGUCUGAGUCUGACUCCAUCUUGUCCUUCGUGUCCGGGCUCUCGGUGGGCUCCACCCUGCAGGCCUCCCCGCACAGGAAGGGGCCCCAGCCGCGGGCCGAGGGCCAGGCGGGCAGUGCCGCACGGCCGGAGAAACGGGAUGCAGCCCUGGCCCAGCGCAGCAGCGGGCCCCGCUUGCCCUGCGGCCCCGAGAAGCCGCGUGGCGCUCCGAAGACCACGUCCGGGGUGCCGGCCGUGCUCCGGGGGCGGACGGUGAUCUACGUGCCCAGCCCAGCCCCCCGGCCCCAGCCCAAAGGCGCCCCUGGCCCCCGCGCCGUGCCCAGGAAGAUGGGACCGCCCAGCCCCGCGCAGCCAGCAGCCCCCGCCACAGCCCCCGGGCUUGGGCAGCCGCGGUCGCGGAGCCUGCACCGGCCCGGCAAGAUCUCGGAACUGACGGCGCUGAGCCCCCCGCAGCGGAGCGCCACGCCACCCGCCCGCCUCGCCAAGACCCCCUCGUCCAGCUCCUCGCAGACCUCCCCUGCUUCCCAGCCCCUGCCCAGGAGGUCGCCCCCGGCCGCCCAGCCUGCGGGGCCCCUGCCCGGCCCCGGGACAUCGCCGGUGCCCAAGACGCCCGCGCGGGCACUGCUGGCCAAGCAGCACAAGACGCAGAAGUCGCCCGUGCGGAUCCCCUUCAUGCAGAGGCCUGCCCGGCGGGGGCCGCCACCCCUGGCCAGGGCAGCCCCAGAGCCCAGGGCCCGGGCGGGGAACCAGGGGGCCCCGGCGCCGGCCGCCCAGCCCGAGACGGUCAAGCGCUACGCCUCCCUGCCCCACAUCAGCGUGGCCCGCAGGCCCGACGGCGCGGCCCCCGCGCCCGUGGCCGACACGGCCCGCCGCAGCAGCGACGGUGAGGCUCGUCCACUGCCCAGGGUGGCCGCGCCAGGCACCACGUGGCGGCGCAUCCGGGAUGAGGAUGUCCCGCACAUCCUGCGCAGCACGCUGCCCGCCUCCGCCCUGCCGCUGAGGGGCGCCUCGCCCGAGGAGGGCCCGGGUGGCCCUCCGCAGCGCAAGACCAGUGAUGCCGUGGUCCAGACCGAGGACUUCAUGGCCCCCAAGACCAACUCCAGCACGUCCCCGAGCCUGGAGAGCCGGGAGACCCCCCAGGCCCCCGCUGGUGGCCCUGCCUCCUUGCUCGGCAGCGACGUGGACGGGCCCGCCCUCGCCAAGGCGCCCACCUCUGCCACCUUCUCCCACGAGGGCCUGGGUGUGGCUGCGGGGGUCUUCCCCGCCAGUCGGCACGGCUCCCCCAGCCGCUCGGCCCGCGUGCCCCCCUUCAACUACGUGCCCAGCCCCAUGGUGGUGGCCACCCCUGACUCGGCUGUGGAGAAGGCCCCCGCUGUUGCCUCCCCCAGCAUCCUGGAAUAGCGGCCCGGGCGGGCCUUCUGGAACAUCCUGUCCGGCCCUGCAGCCGUGCGGCUGUCCCGAGGGUGGUCCCAGGGUCCGCCCACCCACCGAGCCCCGGCCCUCGG